UUCGAUACAUGUAAAGUUAGUAGUGAGCUUGCAAAUUCGUGGACGGAGUGUCGUUUGUAACUGUAGCUUUGUGUAUUGAAAAUUCGAACAGAAUGGCAAGAAUAGCAGCCAUAAAACAGUCUUUGGAAAAAGCGUUACACGAUGAAAGCAAAACAUGGGCAAAGUAUCUAGGCAAAGUCGAAAAAAAGACAGGAGUCGAUCGACUUUAUGUUUUUUUAAGUGUUGUUGGAUUUACAGCAUUAUAUUUGGUGUUUGGUAUUGGUCAGCAGUUAGUUUGUAAUAUCUUUGGAUUUAUAUAUCCUGCUUAUUGUUCUAUGAAAGCUUUGGAAAGUCCAAAGAAAGAGGAUGAUACAAAGUGGCUAACCUAUUGGGUGGUUUUUGCAAUUUUUACAAUUGUUGAAUUUUUCGCUGAUUACAUUUUAUGCUGGUUUCCAGUCUACUGGCUUUUUAAGUGUCUCUUUUACAUUUGGCUAAUGGCCCCUAUUGAACGUAAUGGUUCCUUAGUAUUAUACAACUGUAUUAUUAGACCAAACUUUUUAAGAUAUCAUCACAAAGUUGAUGCAUUGAUAUCGUCUGCUCAGGAUGCUGCCGUUAAAGCUGCAGCAAAUGCUUUGCUGACAGAAAAGCAAGAAUAAUAUUUACAAUUUUGAAUUCCUGGAGGCUUAAAAAAUAUGCCUUAAAAAUUUUUACUGUUUUCUCAUCUCGUCCGUUUUUAAUAAAAAGGAAACUACAAUAUA
Molecule: messenger RNA, 737 nt
Organism: Bombus pascuorum
Lineage: Eukaryota; Metazoa; Arthropoda; Insecta; Hymenoptera; Apidae
Product: receptor expression-enhancing protein 5-like
Exons: 4
Coding region: 93-635 (180 amino acids)
Source: RefSeq, a predicted model, not a curated record